This is a messenger RNA of Lipotes vexillifer (Yangtze River dolphin), 3222 nucleotides long. RefSeq names its product protein phosphatase 1 regulatory subunit 13B (gene PPP1R13B). Lineage: Eukaryota; Metazoa; Chordata; Mammalia; Artiodactyla; Lipotidae. Gene Ontology annotation, biological process: regulation of apoptotic process; apoptotic process; negative regulation of cell cycle. The transcript has 16 exons. Gene Ontology annotation, cellular component: nucleus. Bases 4 to 3222 code for a protein of 1072 amino acids. The record is from RefSeq and is a predicted model, not a curated record. Gene Ontology annotation, molecular function: transcription factor binding; p53 binding.
CAGAUGAUAUUAACCGUGUUCUUGAGCAACAAUGAACAGAUUUUAACAGAAGUUCCCAUAACACCAGAAACAACAUGUCGGGAUGUUGUAGAAUUUUGCAAGGAACCUGGAGAAGGCAGUUGCCAUUUAGCUGAAGUGUGGAGAGGAAAUGAGCGUCCCAUACCCUUUGAUUAUAUGAUGUAUGAACAUCUUCAGAAGUGGGGGCCACGAAGGGAAGAAGUGAAAUUUUUUCUUCGACAUGAAGAUUCCCCAACCGAGAGCAGUGAACAAGGUGGCCAUCAGACUCAAGAGCAAAGAACUCAGAGAAAUGUAAUAAAUGUACCUGGAGAAAAACGCACUGAAAAUGGGAUUGGGAAUCCACGUGUCGAACUUACCCUCUCAGAACUCCAAGAUAUGGCAGCUAGGCAACAACAGCAAAUUGAAAACCAGCAGCAAAUGUUGGUUGCCAAGGAACAGCGUUUACAUUUUCUAAAGCAACAGGAGCGCCGUCAGCAGCAGUCUAUUUCUGAAAACGAAAAGCUUCAGAAAUUGAAAGAAAGAGUUGAAGCCCAGGAAAAUAAACUGAAGAAGAUCCGCGCCAUGAGAGGACAAGUGGACUACAGCAAAAUCGUGAACGGCAGCCUGUCUGCCGAAAUAGAAAGGUUCAGUGCCAUGUUCCAGGAAAAGAAGCAAGAAGUACAGACUGCAAUUUUAAGAGUUGAUCAGCUCAGUCAGCAAUUGGAAGAUUUAAAGAAGGGAAAACUGAAUGGGUUCCAGUCUUACAAUGGCAAGCUGACAGGACCAGCAGCAGUGGAGCUGAAAAGACUGUACCAAGAGCUACAGAUUCGUAAUCAGCUCAACCAGGAGCAGAAUUCAAAGCUCCAGCAGCAGAAGGAGCUCUUGAAUAAGCGCAACAUGGAGGUGGCCGUGAUGGACAAGCGGAUCAAUGAACUGCGUGAACGUCUUUAUGGGAAAAAAAUUCAGCUGAGCCGUGUGAAUGGCACGUCGUCGCCACAGUCACCCCUGAGCACGCCUGGCAGGGUCGCUGCGGUGGGGCCUUACAUCCAGGUUCCCAGCACCGGCAGCUAUCCUGCCCCCGGAGACCCCAUAAAGCCCCAGUCUCUCACUAUCACCUCAAGUGCUGCCCACGGAAGAUCCAAAUCCGCCAAUGAUGGAAACUGGCCAACAUUAAAACAAAAUUCUAGCUCUUUGGUGAAACCGACGCAGAUCGCCAGUGUGGACUGGAAGGACCCGAACGUGGAGGGGCCUCUCAAGCAGGGGGCCGUCUCGAGCCAGCCUAUGCCCUUGUCAGCCUUGGGAGCCCCGGAGAAGAUGGGCAUCGAGAUUGGUAAAGUGCCACCUCCCAUCCCUGGUGUCGGCAAGCAGCUGCCCCCAAGCUAUGGGACAUACCCAAGCCCUGCGCCCGUGGGCCCAGGCUCGACAAACUCCCUGGAGAGGAGGAAGGAGGGCAGCUUGCCCAGGCCCAGCGCAGGCCUGCCCAGUCGGCAGAAACCUGCACCGCUGCCCCCUGCGAGUGGCCCCCACCAGCCAGGGUCCUCCCAGCAGAUUCAGCAGAGGAUUUCUGUGCCACCAAGUCCCACAUACCCACCGGCGGGGCUGCCUGCCUUUCCAGCUGGAGACGGCAAAUCUGAACUCCCACUAACUGUGGCCAUUAGGCCCUUCCUGGCUGAUAAAGGGUCAAGGCCACAGUCCCCCAGGAAAGGGCCACAGACAGUGAAUUCAAGCUCCAUAUACUCUAUGUACCUCCAGCAAGCCACGCCACCUAAGAAGUACCAGCCAGCGGCGCACAGCACCUUAAAUAAGUCGGUUAAAGCAGUGUACGGUAAACCCGUUCUGCCCUCCGGCUCUGCAUCCCCGUCGCCGCUACCGUUUCUUCAUGGGUCGCUGGCCACAAGCGCCUCGCAUCCCCUGCCGCCUUCAGAAAGUGCUGAGAAGGAGCCAGAGCAGGACAGCCCUGCCGCCCCCGGAGACGGGGCCGCCGUGGAGAGCCUGCCGCGGCCGCUCAGCCCCACCAAGCUCACGCCCAUUGUGCACUCGCCGUUGCGCUACCAGAGCGAUGCUGACCUGGAGGCCCUGCGCAGGAAGCUGGCCAACGCGCCCCGGCCCCUAAAGAAGCGCGGCUCCAUCACGGAGCCAGAGGGCCCCUGCGGGCCCAACAUCCAGAAGCUGCUGUACCAGCGCUUCAACACCCUGGCCGGGGGCAUGGAGGGCACCCCCUUCUACCAGCCCAGCCCCUCGCGGGACCUCCUGGGCUCCUUAGCCGACGUGGACAAUGGGAACACCGCUGCCAACGGGAACCUAGGCGAGGCCGGCCCCACCCUGCCCACGGCCCCACUCCCGGCCGAGCCUGCCCCCGCCUCGGAUGCCAAUGACAACCGGCUCCCUUCCCCCGAACCGGAGGGGCCCAUCUGUCCCCUGAACACCCACCAAACGGCCGAGCCUGCCGAGGACGACAACAACAACGUGGCUGCGGCCCCGCCCACGGAGCCGCCACUCCCCCCAUCGCUUCCCCCCGCCGCGCCCCCGCCGGCGGCCCCUACGAGCAAACGGACCAACCUGAAGAAGCCCAACUCGGAGAGGACGGGGCACGGGCUGAGGGUCCGCUUCAACCCGCUGGCGCUUCUCCUUGAUGCCUCCCUGGAGGGGGAGUUCGACCUGGUGCAGAGGAUCAUCUAUGAGGUGGAGGACCCCAGCAAGCCCAACGACGAGGGCAUCACCCCGCUGCACAACGCCGUCUGCGCCGGGCACCACCAGAUUGUGAAGUUCCUGCUGGAUUUCGGGGUCAACGUGAAUGCCGCCGACAGCGACGGCUGGACGCCGCUGCACUGCGCUGCUUCCUGCAACAGCGUCCACCUCUGCAAACAGCUGGUGGAGAGCGGCGCCGCCGUCUUCGCCUCCACCAUCAGCGACGUUGAGACUGCUGCGGACAAGUGCGAAGAGGCAGAGGAAGGCUACCCCCAGUGCUCCCAGUUCUUACACGGGGUGCAGGAGAAGUUGGGCGUGAUGAACAAAGGUGUGGUGUAUGCUCUGUGGGCUUACGAGGCCCAGAACAGUGACGAGCUGUCCUUCCACGAAGGGGACGCCCUCACCAUCCUGAGGCGCAAGGACGAAAGCGAGACGGACUGGUGGUGGGCUCGCUUUGGGGACCGGGAGGGCUACGUGCCCAAAACCCUGCUGGGGUUGUACCCACGGAUCAAACCCCGACAGCGAACACUGGCCUGA